This is a messenger RNA of Paramecium pentaurelia, 1819 nucleotides long. The record is from the annotation of a GenBank genome assembly. NCBI's taxonomy places the organism in Eukaryota, Ciliophora, Oligohymenophorea, Peniculida, Parameciidae.
AUGUAAAACUUUAAUAGUAUGAUGGAUUUUUUAAAAGGACGCGUAUUGGAUAGAGAGGAGGAAUGGAAAAAGGAAAGACAUGAUUAUUAAGUAAAUAUACAAUCUAAUAAAUUCAGACAUUAAUAACAGAAUUAAGAGAAUAAUUAGAGAAUUAAAAAAAUAUAAAUAAAUAAUUAUCAGAACGUCUUGAAAGAUUAGAAUCUAUUAAGUUUUCCUUUUUACCUAAUAGUGAAAUGAUUAAGUAAAAAUUAUCGAUAUGAUUUGUUAGGAAAUAAUCGAUUAAGUAACUUCAUCAUAGGGUUAAGAGUGAUAACGGAAUUUUCUUAAAGAAUGAUAUACAUGAUUAUAAAUUAAUUACUUAACCUAAUAAUGAAAAAAUGAUUUCAAAAGAAAAGAAACCAUUAUUAUAAAAGUAUUUUAGGAAUAGUUAAAAUAUAGUUUCUUAAAAGAAUUAAAAAAUGAAGAAAAUGAUGAUGAACAAGUUUUAAAUUAGAUUUACUUUCAUUCUCCUAUUAAUCUAUAAUUACCUUAAACUACAAAAAUUAAUUAAAUUUUAAUCAAUUAAAAUACAUACAAUACAUGUUAACCAAAAAUAAAACACCAUCAUCAAAGAAGUAAUAGUAAUGGAGCAACUGAAUUAUUGAAUUUUGCAAUUUAAAGAAAAAAAUAAAUUUUAGAAACAAGUUAAAAUUAAUUAGAAGGUGUAAGUAUGACAGAAAGAGAAAUUAUUGUAGGAAAAGAAAUAUUUUAAACUAAAGGAUAAUUAAGGAGUCAUUUAGAUGGAGUAAGAUCUAUAUUAUUUUAAAAUAAUUGUAUUGUGACUGCUUCAGAAGAUUGUACUAUAAAAUUAUGGAAUUUAAAUUAAAUUCAAUCCAUGAAUGCCCAAACUCAUUUAGAACCUGCUUAAACUAUUAGAUGUAAUCUCUUAAAAAUUAUGUUAAGAACAUGAUAGACCAAUAUUUACAAUGACUGCCUAUUCUAAGACUCCAUAUAUACAUUUAUAUUCAGCAGGAGUUGAUGGAACUAUUAGAACAUAUAUAGGAUCUGGAGAUUAGUAUUUUUCUUGGCAUGCACAUACUGAUGUAAUUUGGUCUUUAAAACAUCAUCCACAUGAUUAAAGAUUAUUAUCAUCCUCAGCAGAUGGUUCAGUAAAGAUGUGGAAAUCCCUUGGAGUUUGUUAUUAAAAUGAUUUACUCAAAAAAGGAAAUUUAAAUCUUGAAAUGUUGUAAAAUCCAUUAGCUAAUUUUACAUUUAAGAAAUCAAUGACUGGAUUGUCUAUUCCAACAGCAAUUGAAUGGAUAUGCAAAGGUUUUAAUGAAACAAUAAUUUGUGGUUAUAGUGAUACUCUAACAUUUAUAGUUUAUGAUGUUACAAGUGUGAAAGCUAUUCAAUAAAUUAGAUUUGAUUCUGAAAACUAAUUUAAUCUAUUUGCUUAACCUAAUAGAGUAUUAUUUAAUAAUGAACUCAAAUAUAUUGUAUCUGGUCAUGAUGAUAAUAAAAUAAGAUUUUCUGAUAUCAAUACUAGUAAAGUUUGCAAAACUCUUAUAGGACAUACUGAUGCUGUAACUGAUUUAUGUUUACUACCAAAAAAUAUCUAUUAAUUAGCAAGUGUUAGUCAUGAUGGAAGUCUUAGAACAUGGGAUAUAAGAAAAUUUUAAUGUUUACAUGAAAUUCCAGUAAAUUCUUUAUUAAAUUUGAUUAGGCACACAAAUAAAAAUAUGAUGAAAGUAUUUAUACUAUAGCAAGUAAUAAUUAAUUUGUAGCAACUGGAGGAGCAGAUGGUAUUGUAAAAAUCUUUAAUUACUCCGAUGUAAUUUGA